Messenger RNA from Monomorium pharaonis (pharaoh ant), 1655 nucleotides. Its product is annotated as rhomboid-related protein 4. Gene Ontology annotation, molecular function: serine-type endopeptidase activity. The record is from RefSeq and is a predicted model, not a curated record. Gene Ontology annotation, cellular component: membrane. Bases 352 to 1095 code for a protein of 247 amino acids. The transcript has 3 exons. NCBI's taxonomy places the organism in Eukaryota, Metazoa, Arthropoda, Insecta, Hymenoptera, Formicidae.
GUUUUCUAAUCUGAAUUAUGUUGGACUUAACUAAUUUCAUCCAAUUUCAUCUCACUUGUCAGGACAAAGCAACGCUUAUUUUUCACUGAAUUUAUUCGUGCAAAACUGUGAAUAAACAUAAUUACAUUAAUGUUUGAGAUUUCUCUUUUUACAUAUGCAAUGUCAAGCAAGCACAUUCUCAACAAAACUUGAAGAGCAAUGUUCACUCCAUAUAUUUAUCCAUAUUAAUAAAAAAUAUGGGUAUUUGAUAUUUACUCACAGCAGAAUCUUAUAGAGACGCGACGUCUUUAAUUUGUCGGCAUUUUAAGGUUGAAUGUCUUCAUUGAAUAUAUUGCAUCAUCUUACAUCAUUAUGAUACGUAGUCAGAGACGACAGCAAGGCCUACAAACCGGGAUACUCAUGCUGUGUAUGCAGGCUGUAAACUUUGGACUUGACAGAAUUCCACCUGCUACUCUAAUUGGAGUCAUCGCACAGACUUUACUGUACGCUGGAGUGAUACGGGUGCCGUGGAAUGCGGAGGAAGUAUGUAUAUCGGCUGUGAAGAUAAUUAAAUACAAAGACUGGCGAUCGUUUUUGCUCUCGAAUUUCGAACACGGAUCAGAUAUGCAUUUGUAUUACAACAUGAUCUCCUUUAUUCUGAAAGGCUCCUACCUGGAGCCCAUCUACGGAACUAUCAAUUUUGUACUUUUACUUUCUAUACUGUCUAUUGGAUGUAGUGCGAUGUAUGUGACCCUUGGUUACAUACUGAUGCAGUUAACAGGAGAUUACGGAUACUUCACAGCCUGCGCCAUCGGUUUUUCUGCUACGUUGUUCGCACUGAAAGUUGUAGCGCUGUGCGAGGAACGCGACAAAUUACAUAAUAUCAGCGGAUUUAUAGUACCGAGUAAAUUAGCGGUGUGGCUCGAGCUGAUAUUGAUACACCUGUUGGUUCCAAAUUCCUCUUUCAUUGGUCAUUUGGGUGGUGUUUUAGUUGGAUGCUUAUAUUGUUAUACAUUUAUUGGAGAAAUAAUCGACAACUCGAUACACACGAUAACUGGCACACCUAUUAUACACGAAGAACAAUUUUAUAUAAAACGAAACAGAUUAUUUACGUAACAUUUAGUUUUCAUUGAUUCAACAUAUAUUUGCGACUUUAUUUUGAACUUAAUAAAUCCAUAUGUCGUAUUAAACCGCGUUAUAUAAAAUUGUUCAAUGAAGCACAACUAGAGAGUUUAAUUUUUAAGAUUUCUGUGAUCCUGAAUAAUAUAUUACAUAUAUAUUAAUAUAUAUAGAAGCAUGUAAUAAACAUAAGUAUUUUAUAUAAAUAAAAAAUUUUAAUUAUAGCUUAUUCAAAAGAAAGCUUAAAUGUGUUAAUGUUUAUAUAUUUUUUAUUAAAAAAUAAUGUAAAAAAUAAAAAUAAAUUAUUUUGUAGUCCUACUGAUGCAAUAAUGUUUUUGGUUUAUAAGUACGAAAAAUUAUGACUUAAAAAAAAUAAGGUUUUCCAUUUUUAACAUUUUAUUACAUACAUAUAUUAUAUAAGGAUUUUCUUUCUUGAAGGACCUUCAAACUGUUUGUAAAAUCUUGCGCAAUUUAUACAGUGUAACAAUUGGUAUGUUAGAACAUUGCGGUGCCGUAAGCGAACUCGCUAAAAAAAUAAACAUGAAAAGUGAAAGAGA